AUGCUUAGCGCUGGCAUUAACAUGGUUGGGUUUAGUUGGAUAACAUCACCUGCAGCCACGGAACUUGAAAUGAUAGUUUUGGAUUGGCUUGCUAAGGCUCUUAAUCUUCCUGAUCAAUUCCUUUCGACAGGACAAGGUGGUGGCGUGAUACAGGGAACUGCAAGCGAAGCAGUUUUGGUAGUGCUUUUGGCUGCUCGAGACAAAAUCUUGAAACGGGCUGGAAAAGAUGCAAUUGGAAAGCUCGUGGCCUAUUGUUCGGAUCAAACUCAUUCUUCUCUACAUAAAGCAUGCAAGAUAGCAGGAAUCUAUCCUGAAAAUUUUCGUGUGCUGAAAACGGAUUCAUCCACUGAAUAUGCUCUCUCUCCUGAGUCACUUGAAGAAGCGAUUUCACGGGACAUAAAAUCGGGUUUAAUUCCCUUCUUCUUGAGUGCUACUGUUGGGACUACAUCAUCAGCUGCUGCGGAUCCGCUUCGUGAUCUGGGGAAGAUAGCAAGUAGAAGAAUGAGUUUGAUCCGAACAAUAGGCCACGAGCUUUCCAAUUGCAUCUUUUCCAGCCCGUUUCAAGAUUUUGUCUCGAGCAGCCAAAAGCACUACCAAAACUGCUUCGCUUGCAGUUCCCUGUAUCACACCACCACCUUGUCCUGA
This is a messenger RNA of Striga hermonthica, 645 nucleotides long. NCBI's taxonomy places the organism in Eukaryota, Viridiplantae, Streptophyta, Magnoliopsida, Lamiales, Orobanchaceae. The record is from the annotation of a GenBank genome assembly.